Molecule: messenger RNA, 3212 nt
Organism: Schizophyllum commune H4-8
Lineage: Eukaryota; Fungi; Basidiomycota; Agaricomycetes; Agaricales; Schizophyllaceae
Exons: 8
Coding region: 1-3207 (1068 amino acids)
Source: RefSeq, a predicted model, not a curated record
AUGGACAUAGUUGCUGCCUCUAUGCAUCUAUCAACAUCCGAUAUCGAGUGCGUCAUCAGACUGCUGCAGGCGCGCGUAGAGUACUUGUAUACCUCUACCGCAAAACCAGCCAUGCACAUCAACGAGCUUCCCAACGAGAUUCUUUGCCACAUCUUCGGGUUAUGUGGUGAUGUGAUGUCAGGGCUUGAGUACUCGUGCGACGGCUACAUGCAUCUUGCAAAACCGAAGGCUGUGAUUAUUCCGUACUCUUCCUCCCUGAUCUGCAUAACUCGGGUUUGCUCGCUUUGGUCGGAGGUCGCAAGAAGCUGCCCACGUCUCUGGACGCUGGUAGAGGUGCCUUUCCCCCGGGGUAUCGACCACAUUUUCGUCAGAUUGUGCCUCGAACUGUCCGCAGGAAUUCCUCUUAUUCUCCGGCUCAAUGGCAUGAUGCUCGCCCCCGGUGCACCAGAUCCACCUCUCGUAUUCUGUCGAUCCCUCGUGAACCUGGUGGCGAGCGCGGCGUCUCGCUGGAAGGAGGUCUCAAUCAGCCUUGGGGCUAAACUUGAUGGACUCGAUCCGUUACGCAUGCUGCCCCCGGGAUCAUUCACCUCGCUUGAACGAGCGUCGAUACAACUUGAACUGCGGAACUGGGGAGCCCACCAGUCACGUCCGGACAGCGAUAUUUGGCGCAUUCUGAUGCCAUCCCCUUCUCUCCGAGCUGUGGACUUCUGGGAUGACCCGCGCCGGCAUCCCCAGCUUCGUAUCGCGUCGAUGUCGCUUCGGAACAUCACCCAUUUGGGCCUCAACCAAAUCAGGAACAACGAGCUCAAAGACAUUCUUGCGGCCUGUCCCCGCGUCGAGGUUUUGCAAGUUAUGCUCGGUCUUACUUUGGCGCCCGGACAGCCGGACACGUACGCUCUCCCGAUGCCGCCUUCCAUCAUGCUUGGGAGAUUGCGCGUCCUCAUGCUGAGCGGACAACGAGACUGGCAGCCCUUGUACGACUGCCUUACGGCGCCGAGGCUCGACCGUUUGGACAUCUCCGGAGCGGGCGUGCAAGCAGACGCUAUCGAGGGCAUGUUGGACCGCUCCUCGACAAAGCUUCGCAUGCUUACCCUGCGCGCGAUCCAUCCCAAUGACUUGGAUGACGCCGCGAACUUGCUUCUGUGUGGACACCUCAGGGAGCUGAGGAUUCUCCGCGUCGAGGUCUUUAAGCCGAAUCCUAUGCCGCCUGGGCGCACCGCAGACUUCGAUCCCCGGCCGUUUUUGGGUCCGCAGGUCGCGAAAUGCUUGUUCGCAACGGAGUUUAGGGCAGCAGAGGAUGCGCAGAAAACAGGAGCUAUCCAAGUGAUGUACGGCCUCCAAAUCAUGGUUCAAUGUGGACUCGAGGACGGACCAACGCCACAAUUGUGGGUGAUCCGAAGCAGCGACGCUCGGCAUUUUCCGCCUUCGCCUUCGCUCCGACCAUCACAGUUCGUCCGUGUGAACAACGCGGCUUCCAUCCCGUUUACCGUUGCUGUGGGACUAGCUGGUCGAACCACGCCCUUGCCUCCUCCCAAGGAAGCAAUGGUUCCUGCCUUUGUUCCUCCGCGGGGCGCACAAUACCAGCCAUGGCCGUCCGAAAUUUCCAUCUCUCAAUUGUUCCUUGACGUUGACAUCGUCGAAAAGACUCGCGGAAAGGAUACCUGGAGUACGUUCUGUCUGCAACCCCAUCGAUUACCGUAUAACCCUCUCCACACAAGCAGGAACCCUCCGCUCGUUCGAAACUCGCAUUACUGCCCCCAAACCUCGCUUACGGUUGAUGCUAUGGAACCUGGAGCUUCCCGCAGUCGCACGCUUCGAUUGAUUGUCGCGCACUGGCUUGCGCGCUCGAAUCGCGAAGUCCGGGAUGAUGAUAUAUCUGCGACCAACAAGGCAUCGAACCAGGCUCUUCUCAGGGUGGAAGAAUCCAAGGCCAGUCUCGAAGUUGUUUACGAACACAUAUGUCGGCUAAUCGAGCAGUACUGGCGGCGACGCGCUCGCAUCAACGAGCUUCCCGUCGAGAUUCUGUGUCUUAUAUUCGGGUUCUGCGGCGAUGCGAUCUCGGGGUUCAACUACCCGCGCGACAGACUGAUGCACCACUCUGCGAGCUCGCCGCAAGACUCGCAGACCUACUCCGAAGCCAUAUUCACCAUAACUCGCGUGUGCUCGCGCUGGUCGAGAGUUGCCAGAAGCUGCCCUACCCUUUGGACGCGCAUAGAGAUGCAUUCACCGCGGUGGUGCGACUACAGAUUCUUCAGGCUUUGUCUCAAACUCUCCGCGGGACUGCCCCUUAUUCUUCGACUCAAUGGUGCGCUUCCCAAGAAUCGCGCGCAACAUCCGCCUACCAGAUACUGUCGAUCCGUCAUUCGUCGUGUAGCGGCAACCGCGCCUCGCUGGAAGGAGAUCUCCAUUCGCCUUACUCGCGAUUUCGACGUCCUGGACCGGCUGCGCACGCUGCCACCUGGGUCAUUUGUAUCCCUCGAACGAGCAUCGAUCCGCUUGUCAAUGCGAGCUCAUGACUCUCAAAGACCGCGCCCGGAAAUCGAUAUCUGGCAUAUCUUGUGCUCGUCCCCUUCUCUUCGAGUGGUGGACUUCUGGGACGACCCGCGCCUACCUUCCCUCCAUAUCGCAUCUUUACCGCUUCGGAAUAUCACCCACUUGGGCCUCAACAAGAUCAGGAACAACGAGCUCAAAGAUAUUCUCAUUGCUUGUCCCCGCGUCGAGGUCUUGCAAGUCUGGCUCGGAUGUUCAGUGACGCCCACUCAACACGACACGUACACUCUUCCUAUGCCAUCCACUCUCUUGCUCAAAAGACUGCGCGUCCUGAUGCUCCGUGGGCAACGAGACUGGCAGCCCUUGUACGACUGCCUCACCGCACCAAAGCUCGAUCGCCUAGACAUAUCGGGAGCCGGCGUGCAAGCGGAUUCCAUCGAGGGCAUGUUGGCGCGCUCGUCGACCAGGCUACGCAUGCUUACCCUGCACGCGAUUCAUCCCGAGGACUUGCCGGACGCGGCGAGUUUGUUGACGAGGUACCCCUUGUGCAGGCUACGUAUCCUCCGCGUCCGGGUCGCUAAGCCCGAUACUAUAUCGCCUGGACGCCCAGACUUCAAUCCUCGACCCUUCUUGAGUCGUCUGGCCGCGAGGAAAUGCCUGGUUACGAAGAAGGUUAAGGUGGCCGAGGACGCGUACGCGGCGUUGCGACGCAGGUAGUGGAG